AUGGAAGAAGAUUUGCAUUUUAAGAUUCAAAUGUAGGAGAUGCCAUCAGCUCCUCCAAAACCCUUAAUAUAAACAUCGACAGAUGAACCAACCAAAUUGUCUGUAGCCUCAACUUCAGAUUCUGUUCCUCUUUAAACGUCAAAUUAUGACUUGAAUCGUGCAUCUCAUCCUAAAGCGUGCAUUUUCACAUGUCUAUUCAAAGCACUUGCAUUAAUAUUCUACCUCAUUUUCGGAGAAAGCAUUUGGUCAUUCAUAUUGGUGAUUAUUUUCUCCGCAUUUGACUUUUGGACCGUUAAGAAUAUCACUGGAAGAUUGUUGGUUGGUUUAAAGUGGGAGAAUAUCAUUAUGGAGGAUGGGUCUUCGAAAUGGGAAUUCUACUCCCUCCCCAAUAAAUAGGUGAAUGCAGUCGAUAAAACCUUUUUUUGGACUGCCCAGUUAGGCUUUACUUUGGCUUGGGCAGUGUUUACUUUUUCAAAUAUGAUCUCAUUUACAUUAAUGAAAUUUGUGAUCGACGUAAUAGGAUUAUCGUUGUGUUGGACAAAUCUGGUCGGAUACUACAAAUGCAAUGGAGAUCACAAAUAGAAAGUGAAAGAUUUGUAAGGAGAUAUUACAAACAAGGUAGUUACUAAUUUUGUUGGUUAAAUGAUGUCUAAAUGA
This is a messenger RNA of Paramecium tetraurelia, 657 nucleotides long. RefSeq lists its product as uncharacterized. The record is from RefSeq and is a predicted model, not a curated record. The transcript has 4 exons. Gene Ontology annotation, cellular component: Golgi membrane. Gene Ontology annotation, biological process: vesicle-mediated transport; protein secretion. NCBI's taxonomy places the organism in Eukaryota, Ciliophora, Oligohymenophorea, Peniculida, Parameciidae.